GACCCCCUAACAGAACUUGGCCAUUGAGAGCAAACCCCGAACAGCUGGAUAAUGUCCACUCCGAGCAGAUUCAAAAAGGACAAAGAGAUCAUAGCCGAGUAUGAAAGUCAAGUCAAAGAAAUCCGAGCUCAACUGGUAGAACAGCAGAAAUGCCUGGAGCAGCAAACGGAGAUGCGAGUUCAGCUUCUCCAGGACCUCCAAGAUUUCUUCCGGAAAAAAGCAGAAAUUGAGACGGAAUAUUCUCGGAACCUAGAGAAGUUAGCUGAAAGGUUCAUGGCAAAAACGAGAAGCACUAAGGAUCAUCAACAAUACAAGAAAGACCAGAACUUGUUGUCUCCAGUCAACUGCUGGUAUCUGCUGCUGAACCAAGUGAGGAGAGAAAGCAAAGACCACGCCACCCUGAGCGACAUCUACCUGAACAACGUGAUCAUGCGGUUCAUGCAGAUCAGUGAGGAUUCCACCAGGAUGUUUAAAAAGAGCAAAGAGAUUGCAUUCCAACUUCAUGAGGAUUUAAUGAAGGUUCUUAAUGAACUUUAUACGGUGAUGAAAACGUACCAUAUGUACCAUGCAGAGAGCAUCAGUGCAGAGAGCAAGCUGAAAGAGGCUGAGAAACAAGAAGAAAAGCAAAUUGGAAGGUCUGGGGACCCGGUCUUCCAUAUCAGACUAGAAGAGAGACAUCAGCGGCGGAGCUCUGUAAAGAAAAUCGAAAAAAUGAAAGAAAAGAGACAAGCAAAGUAUUCGGAAAAUAAGCUAAAAUCGAUUAAGGCACGGAAUGAAUAUCUCCUAACCCUUGAAGCAACCAAUGCCUCAGUUUUCAAGUAUUAUAUUCAUGAUCUUUCAGAUUUAAUUGAUUGCUGUGAUCUUGGCUACCAUGCGAGUCUGAACAGAGCCCUGAGGACCUACCUGUCUGCGGAGUAUAACCUUGAAACCUCCAGACAUGAAGGCUUAGACAUCAUUGAGAACGCAGUUGACAACCUGGAGCCCAGGAGUGAUAAGCAGAGGCUCAUGGAGAUGUACCCUGCUGCCUUCUGUCCACCAGUGAAGUUUGAGUUUCAGUCUCACAUGGGUGACGAGGUGUGUCAGGUCAGCGCCCAACAGCCGGUCCAGGCUGAGCUCAUGCUCAGGUACCAGCAGCUGCAGUCCCGACUGGCCACUCUCAAAAUCGAGAAUGAGGAGGUUAAGAAAACGACUGAGGCCACCUUGCAGACGAUACAAGAUAUGGUCACCAUCGAGGACUACGAUGUCUCUGAAUGCUUCCAGCACAGUCGCUCCACCGAGUCUGUGAAGUCUACCGUCUCAGAAACGUACCUGAGUAAGCCCAGCAUCGCCAAGAGAAGAGCGAACCAGCAGGAGACAGAGCAGUUCUACUUCAUGAAACUCCGAGAGUAUUUGGAAGGGAGUAAUCUCAUCACCAAACUUCAGGCCAAGCAUGACUUGUUGCAGAGGACCCUUGGCGAAGGUCAUAGAGCUGAAUAUAUGACUACAAGGCCUCCAAAUGUUCCCCCUAAGCCCCAGAAACACAGGAAGUCCAGACCCCGCUCCCAGUAUAAUGCUAAGUUGUUUAAUGGGGAUUUGGAAACAUUCGUCAAGGACUCAGGCCAGAUUAUCCCCCUCAUUGUGGAAAGCUGUAUUCGGUUCAUCAAUCUCUAUGGUCUUCAGCAUCAGGGGAUUUUCAGAGUGUCUGGUUCCCAGGUGGAAGUCAAUGACAUUAAAAAUUCAUUUGAGAGAGGUGAAAAUCCUUUGGCUGACGACCAGAAUAACCAUGAUAUUAACUCAGUUGCUGGCGUUCUGAAGCUCUAUUUCCGUGGGCUGGAAAACCCCCUCUUUCCUAAGGAAAGAUUUAAUGAUCUGAUUUCUUGUAUCAGAACAGAUAAUCUCUAUGAGAGGGCGCUUCACAUCCGCAAACUCCUCCUGACCUUGCCCAGGUCGGUCCUUAUAGUGAUGAGGUACCUCUUUGCCUUCCUGAAUCAUCUUUCACAGUACAGUGAUGAGAACAUGAUGGACCCUUAUAAUCUGGCCAUUUGCUUUGGCCCAACAUUGAUGCCCGUCCCUGAAAUACAGGAUCAAGUGUCUUGCCAGGCUCACGUGAAUGAAAUUGUCAAAACCAUUAUCAUCCACCAUGAGACUAUUUUCCCAGAUGCUAAAGAGCUGGAUGGCCCUGUUUAUGAGAAAUGUAUGGCUGGAGAUGACUACUGCGACAGCCCAUACAGUGAGCACGGUACGUUGGAGGAGGUGGAUCAGGACGCUGGUACAGAGCCCCACACCAGUGAGGACGAAUGUGAGCCAAUAGAAGCCAUCGCCAAGUUCGACUACGUGGGGCGAUCCGCCAGAGAGCUGUCCUUCAAGAAGGGCGCCUCGCUGCUGCUCUAUCACCGCGCGUCCGAGGACUGGUGGGAGGGAAGGCACAACGGCAUCGACGGGCUCGUGCCCCACCAGUACAUCGUGGUGCAGGAUAUGGAUGACACAUUUUCAGACACUCUGAGCCAAAAAGCCGACAGCGAGGCCAGCAGUGGGCCAGUCACUGAGGACAAGUCUUCAUCCAAGGACAUGAACUCCCCCACGGACCGGCAUCCCGAUGGCUAUUUGGCCAGACAAAGAAAAAGAGGAGAGCCGCCCCCUCCAGUGAGGCGUCCUGGCAGGACCAGUGAUGGCCAUUGCCCCCUCCACCCCCCGAAUGCUCUUUCCAACUCCUCAGUUGACCUGGGGUCCCCAAACCUGGCCAGUCACCCCCGGGGCCUGCUGCAGAACCGUGGCCUCAACAAUGACAGUCCUGAGAGGAGGCGCCGGCCGGGCCACGGCAGCCUGACCAACAUCAGCCGGCACGACUCCCUUAAGAAGAUCGACAGCCCUCCCAUUAGAAGGUCCACGUCAUCAGGGCAAUACACAGGCUUCAAUGACCACAAGCCCCUGGACCCCGAGACAAUCGCUCAGGAUAUUGAAGAGACGAUGAACACUGCUUUGAAUGAACUCCGGGAGCUGGAGAGGCAGAGCACAGCCAAGCAUGCCCCCGACGUGGUGCUGGACACCCUAGAACAAGUGAAAAACUCUCCCACCCCGGCCACCUCCACGGAAUCUCUCAGCCCUUUGCACAGCGUUGCCCUCAGGAGCUCGGAGCCUCAGAUUCGCCGGAGCACGAGCUCCUCCAGUGACACAAUGAGUACUUUCAAGCCCAUGGUGGCGCCCCGAAUGGGUGUGCAGCUGAAGCCACCCGCCCUGCGGCCAAAACCUGCUGUUCUUCCAAAAACAAACCCCACCAUAGGACCUGCCCCGCCUUCCCAGGGUCCCACAGACAAGUCUUGCACAAUGUAAAAACCAGCUGAGCAAGGUCAUUCGGGGAGGUGAUUAGAAAAAGACAAUGGAUUAGUGACAAAAGUCAACGAUCCAUAAAUUUCCUUAGUUUUGUGCUUAUAACUGGAGAUCUUUUGGCUUUUCUAUGUUCUCGAAUGUAAUGUCUGCGACUAGCUAAAUUAACACGGGCAUUUGUAUUUUGUAAUUUCUUUCUUUUUUUUUUAAAUAACUGGACAUAUCUUAUGUCGUUUUAAAGACAAUAGAAACACUUAGACUUACUUGAAAAUCCAAUGCUGCACCAUUUGUAAUGAAGGCAACACCACUCUGCUCUCCACAUUGUACAGUACUUCAGGUACAGCGUAGCCCAGGUGAGUCAGAAAUGUCUGGAUCCGAAGGCUCGAGAAGCUGAGUUCCAGGCCUUGGAGUGUAACCCGUGUUGGUCUGUGGCACUUGGGGUAAUGACUGAAGCGCCAUGACGGCAUUGACUGGUAGCUGACAGUGAGCACCUCUGAUGCCGUGCUGUGGGGCAGAGUCCAGCUCAUGCUAAAGCCCUGCCGUUGUCACAGUGGGAUAUUCCAGUGAUUGCCUCUUUCAUAACGGUCGUUUCCCCGGGUCCAGGUUAAAGACAGCGGAAGGGGGGAACCUCUACAGUUAGUGCUUGAACCGAACCUGGGAAAGGAGAGAGAGACAGCCCUCCCGAGCUAUUGAUGCGACUCUGCCAGGCGCUGGAGGAUUUCCAAGUGCAUCUCCCGCAUUCACAAGGACCAGAGCAGUCUAAUUUAAAGACUUUCUGGUUCCACUGCUCCACAAAUUCCUUCGGAGAUCUGUUGUUUAAUAAGUGACUAGAAAAUCCUUCUAGCUCCCCUGAAGUCCCCGUGUUCUCCUCUGGAAAUGGGGAAAGCCAGCAGCGCACGCGUCCUUGGCUCUUGUAAACAUGCUACAGAGGCUGGAGGAUCCCAAGUGGAACCCCCAGCCCUCCUCCGCGUGCGUCUCUUUGAGCCGGCCUAGAACCGGCUGUGGUACUGGCCGGAGGUGGGAGCAUUUCCUUGUCGUUCCAGGAUGCUUUCCUCCCAAUUUUGCACCCUGGAACCAUGAUUUUUCUUUUCUCUUUUUUUCAGAUGGUCUCUACAUAACUCACAUAGUCACUCCAUUAGGGACCCUCUUUGUCUGACAUCCUAGCACAUAGCAGAUUCUUUAGCCCACAUUUAUGCUAUAUUUUCCAUCUAAAAAAGGUUGCUUUGAAUUCACUUGUUUUUACUAAGGUACAAAUCACCACUCUCCUACCAGCCGCAGCUUAUAUCAUCUGUAAAUCUAUGAGCAUUUUAUCUACUCUGUCAUUGAACUUACUGAUGAAGAGACUUGGUGGUUGUUUUUUUGUUUUUUUAAGGAAAAUUGGGUGGCCAAAACUAACCCUUUUGAACCACCAAUGAUUUCCUCCUAGGUUUGGUUUCAAACUGGCAGCCAAUUGCAUGCCACCUAAGAGUUACACAGUGUAGACUUUAUCGGCCCAUUGGGGAAUGCGUCGUGCGGGAAAGAAUGAGGAUCUGUCCUAAAAUCAAGAUCGUUACUUUGAUCUCUCCCUCCGUUUGCCAGUCUGAUCAUUCUAAUGCAGAGAUUAAAUUAAUGAGAUAUUGUUACCUUUCAGUGUCACAGUGCUGCUUGCUUGCCUGCAGUCUAAUUUCAUGAAUGAUUGAAUAGUGGAAUUUUUUUCCCAAGUAUUUCCGGGUAUGGUAAACUUCUAAACCUCUGAAUUUUCAGAACCAUCCUUUUUGCCUGUUUGCAAAAAGAGGCCCAGCUCAGCAUCUUGUCCAACCCCUCACCAUUUUGAGCUUUCGUGGUCCUGCGUCACCUUGGACACCAUGGAGACCCAGCCAGGACUGAGUCUUUAAAGCUUUGAAACAAUUUUCCCAAAUCCCCUAGGAAAUUUAAACUUUCAUAAAUAAUCUCCUGGUUCUUUCCGGAUUCCGCUUUGGUUCUAAUUCUCUGCCACUAGAUGGGGAAACAAAAGCAGAGAAUAAAGAUAGAAGUAAUGGUGGGGAGGGGGGUUUAAAUCGUUUAGAAAUUAAAAAGAUUCUUAAAAACCGUUUUCCAUCUUUGAUGGAAAAGUAAAGUCUUAACAGAGGGCAUCGAAAGGACAGAGUUGCUUUGAAUUUAUUUAUUAAUUUUGGGGGUCUUUUACAAGCUUUAGCUUUUCGGAUCUUCCUCCCGCAAGCUCAUUUCUUCAGCCAGCUCCCUGGUCAUCCUCCCCACUGUCUCCUCUCUUUGGUGUUUACACCCAUGGUGGAGUGAGGCUUGCCUUUCCACCACCAAAUCAGGGCUCUGCUGCCUUGGACGCAGAGGACAUGCUGCUCUGGAGCCUCAGAGACCGUGCCUUCCUCCAGGAAACAGCUCCUCACACGCCAUCGCUCCCUCACUUUACCUGGCUCUGUCUUUUCUCCCUGAUCCGCUGUUGUCACCCUGAGGCUGUUUUGUGUGUGUGUGCAAUUCCCAGGGAAGGACGUGACCUCAGAGUGAGUAAGCACUCAAUAAGGACUCACCUCUCCUUAAUUUGUUAAAUCUGCAGCUUCCAGGGAUAAGACAAAGUGGCCACUUCACAAAGGAUCCAAAAUAACACCCAGUGAGCUCCUUAAAAGCUUCAGCAGCUGAAGGGGUCCCCUGGUGCGUGGCCUUCUCUAUAGCCACAGCUGUAACACACAGUGGGGAGGUGGAAAGGCACAAGGCAUAGGGAGAGAAAGAAAAUGUGUCCUUGACAUGUUAUGCCCCAGUUUCAAGGAUCUUCUUAGUCCUCGUGCAGUGUGGGAAGGGGGUCAUUUUGAUGAUGGAUAAAUGAUGGUUCUACAAAAAUUACCUGACUCCGCGUACACAAGAGUAUGUAUUCACAGUUGAUGGAUCUCUGUUCAGGUCUCAUCCACAGAGCUCACUGAGUCAGACUGACCAGAUUGGUUCCUUGGUUUGGGUCGGGGGUGUUGGGAGUGAAUUGUUCUAUAGAGCGAAAGGUACUUAAUGCAGAUUUUCUGAUGAGUGUUCUGUAAAUUAUUUCAACCUGCUGAAUGGAACUUCGUGGAGCUCCAUGUUCAAGUUCAGUGUCAACAUCAUUAUUCGGCAGUUUUGCACAUUUUCACACAAUGUGAUCUGACUUUGGUGCCCCUUGAGCCGUCCAUAGAGUAACCUGCAGCAGGGUCCCAGUGAAUCGACCGCAGUGAAGGUGGACUGUGACCGACGGAUGUCGAGCACCAGCGCUCAGACUGGAUCAGCUCAGAGUUUUCUGUCUUCGUGCUUUUGCCAUUCCCAAAAAUGGCUUUAUAAUUUAAUUAAGGAAAAGAAAAAAGAGUGGGUAGUGGUCUCCUUAGCAUUUGCGAAUGACUGAGGAAACUUCCUUCUGAUCAUUACAGCCUCUGAAAUCCAAAGUUAAAGAGCAUAUUGGUCUGCUGAGGGGUUUGGAGGACUUCAGAUUUGAGAUGACCCUCAUGUACUCCUGACCACAGCAGUGAGAGGCCGUGAAUGCGGGAAAUGCACUUAGGUCUGAGCCUUGCUCUGAGCUCCCCACCCUAGAGGCGCUGAGCCGGUGCAGGUUCUCUCCGUGUGUAAAUGGAGCUCCCUACUGCAGCCUGGCCCAGCUCCUGAGCUGAGAACCCUACCUCCAGCCCGGCCGGGGUGUCAGGUGUGGUCCGGGGUGUCUGGCACAGCUUCCCUCUGAUCAGCAAAACAAACUGGAAAUCGAGCUUUCACUUACCCUGGCAUACUUUGUUUAAAAAAAAAAGUCUACAUGGUAUAAUCGAGAUGGGUACCUGUAUCUUUAAAUUAUGUAGGGAAUUUUGUAUGUUUAAAUAAUUGUACUGGGUUCCGUAAUGCUUAUCUUAGAAGCUGUUUAGUAAAAGAAAAUAUAUAAACCAUGCAUUUGUGAAUGCCCCCGCAGAGCAUUCAUCCAAGUUCAGUGUGUAGUGAGAUGGUUAUUAUAGAUGUUUAAAAUAUAGUAAGUGGCUGUGUAACAGGAGAGACUGCUAUUUACCUAUGGACGUAAGAGUAACUCCUGCCCAGUAAUUAAAUCAAUAUCGUCCUUUUCUGUUGGUUUGAACACUUGCAGUACUGGUAGCUUCCUGCUUGUGACUGUUACCUAAUUGUGUCAAUGUACAUCUGUAGUAUGUACAUGUGAAAGUGCCUUCUACUUUAGACGAGUUUUAGCCUUGCUGUUUACUGUUGCCCACCCGCCCCCCCCCCCCCCCCCUCCCCCUCCCCCCCCCCCCCCCCCCCGCCUCCCACUGCCCACCUGAGUGUUUUGAAGCUUCCUCCUCUCCCCCAGCUGCUUCUCCAUCCCCACCUUCCUGUGCCUCGGUGCUCAGUAUUGUCUGUCUUGCAUCCUUGUCAGUCAUCAGACUGUCUCCUCGUCCUUGUCGCCUGACUGUGCCUUGCCCGCCCCCGCAGUAGCUCUCCGGUGUCCCCCUCCCGUCUUCUCCCCCUUCACGUGCUGCUGACGGCCAGCGCCGCCUGUGCUCUGUCCUGCCUCUCACCGUUACAUUCCCUGUCUCCUCAGUGGAAUUGAAGGGGGAUGCUGUUACAGAUGGGGAAGAGAAAACAAUGUUUUGUUAAUCUGUUGUGACAAUGCACUUUUAUGUAUAGUACUGUACAUUUUGGCAUGUACCAUUCCAGGCUUCAGUGCGCAGUCAGGCCUGUUCUUCAUGGUGUAUCUUUAUAAUAAAUAAGAUAGUUCUGGCCGCCUUUGUCUGCUUCCGAUUUGGUGUGAUUUUCCCUGGUAUUUUCAAUUCCUUUCUUUUCUAAUCACUGUUUUCCCCCCAGAGGGCUGAGCUGCCUUAUUAAUGGGACACUACCUUUUUUAAAAAAAUGUUUUUAUCUCACUUUCAUUUUAGUUUGUGAAUUUGAAAAAGAGGCCUCACGCACAGGACCAUGGCCGUGAAGCCAGGGUUUUUUGUUUUGUUUUGUUUUUUAAAGACUGGCACCUGAGCUAACAACUGUGGCCAAUCUUUUU
Equus quagga is the source of this 8272-nucleotide messenger RNA. RefSeq names its product SLIT-ROBO Rho GTPase activating protein 1 (gene SRGAP1). Gene Ontology annotation, molecular function: GTPase activator activity; protein binding. Gene Ontology annotation, biological process: negative regulation of cell migration; signal transduction. NCBI's taxonomy places the organism in Eukaryota, Metazoa, Chordata, Mammalia, Perissodactyla, Equidae. The transcript is spliced from 22 exons. The coding region runs from base 52 to 3309 and encodes 1085 amino acids. Gene Ontology annotation, cellular component: cytoplasm. The record is from RefSeq and is a predicted model, not a curated record.